This is a messenger RNA of Acanthaster planci (crown-of-thorns starfish), 3502 nucleotides long. RefSeq names its product monocarboxylate transporter 12-like. Gene Ontology annotation, biological process: monocarboxylic acid transport; transmembrane transport. The record is from RefSeq and is a predicted model, not a curated record. Gene Ontology annotation, molecular function: monocarboxylic acid transmembrane transporter activity. NCBI's taxonomy places the organism in Eukaryota, Metazoa, Echinodermata, Asteroidea, Valvatida, Acanthasteridae.
CAGGCUGUGGCAAGUCAAUGGGAAGCUCAACAGUGUCUGUCGUUUUUGGCUCUGCGAAUAACUCCUCAAAACUAAGCUACUUUCGGUGAACCACCCACUUUGGGGGACGCUGCAAGGAGCUCAUUGUCAGAUAUAUCAGAUACUAUCGGCUGGGAGCUUCAGUUUUCGAAUUUUACUGUGGUAGGAUUUUGUAAGUCUAAUGCAUCAGCUACGGCAUCAUCAGUGUGAUAGGUGCAUUUCACCUUCGAAUAUUCGAUUCCGAACUAAAACGUUUGACCGUUCAGCUUGAGAUCGAAUGUUUGAAUAAUCGGCGUAGCUCCGUAAUGAAUUCGAAAGCGACCACGAGUGAUUGUGGCCGGGGUCGGAGACUGGAAGGAUGUCGGCGGAGCAUCGUUGUCGUAGCGGCCGCUCAUCUGGCUACGGCCCUCGUGACAAUGCCGGUAUCGUGUGCUAGUGUACUCUACCUAAGCUGGAAGAACGAAUUCGAUAGCAGCGCCAAGGACACAGCAGUAGUGAUGAGUCUCGUGAUUUGCAUGACAUUAUGUUGUUGUCUACUGGGUGGUGUGCUGACGAAACGCUAUGGCUGCCGAUUUUCAGGGAUGCUUGGGGGCGCCCUUUGCUCAUUGGGAUUCCUCUGCAGCCACUGGGCCACCGAUCUUGUCCAUCUGUACAUCACUGCCGCCAUUAUAGGGACCGGGGCUGGCCUUGUCUACUGCUCGAGCAUGGUUACAGUUGCCCAACGUUUCAAAAAGCACUACAAGGCUGCUAAUUCUGUCGCCUACGCUGGGUUUGGAACGGGCACCAUGGCUGGCCCACCGGUCGUGCAACUCCUCCUCGAUAGCUUCGGAUGGAGAGGUGCGAUGCUGGUGACCUCCGCGUUUGCUGCGAACAUGGUUCCACUCUGCGCGUUCUUUCGUCCUCCCGACCCGCUGGACAGGUCUAGGCUGGAGCCUGGGCCACGUGGCGAUGAGCUACAUCACCUUCGAGGUGCGGAGGAAGACGUGCCGAGUCUGGGUGAAGACGGUGUGUUCGAUGCCGGGAAAGAGUGCAGUGUGAGCCAGACUGCACAGGAUGGGAACAACGACCGCGAGACGACGGGGUGUUCGUACUUCCCACACGUAAUGAGAGAGGGGAGGAUCACCAGGAUGUGCCAAGGGGCAGUCACCGGUCUUGGCUUGGACACCCUACUGAAAAGCUACCGCUUCACUCUGCUGUGCAUCCUAAUAUUCGGAUUUCAUAUGCCUUACACGGCCUUUGUCCAAUUCGCCAUUCCACGGGCCGAGGGGAUAGAGGUGGCGCCCUCUAGCGCCUCCUUCCUGCUCAGUAUUGCCGGCAUCGGUAGCCUCCUUGGUCGCCUUGGCAACGGGCUGAUGCUGAACUCGAGGGUGCCAGCGGAAUGCGUGGCUGGCCUCUGCAUAGCCACGGCCGGCGCUUCGAUCUUCCUGAUGAACGUAGACAGCUACGCCUCGCUGGCCGUGGCAUCGUUCACUCAGGGCUUCACAUCCGGAGCCUUAUUCGCGAUUGUGAACGUCCUCGUCCGGCGUUAUGUCGGUCUGAGGAGUUUCCCGAUUUGCAUUGGGCUGUACAAUUUCUUUGCCGGUGGUAUCGGGUCUUUGCUCGGACCAAUUUUAGCAGGUUGGCUGUUUGAUGUGACCAGUUGCUACAAGACCGUCUUCUUUGUCAUGGGCGGACUUUACCUCGCAUCUGCGCCGCUGUUCCUCCUAUUUCCUCUGCUGAAGAGAGUGGAACCGGGAAUGGGCACUGCGACAUCGGAACUCGAUCUGACCACCUGACGUGGUUCAUAAUUACAGGAUAUUACAGCAAAACACCGAGGCAUGAAGCGUGCUGGCAGUGUAUUAUAAUAGGCACCAAAGUUGCGAAACGGGUGGGCGGGCUUACGUGGAGUCCUUGGGAAUAAAAAUGGGUAACACAGGGUGUCAGUGGUACGAAUCCAGGACAGUCCUUGUCACGCUUUUCCCUUCGGAUUGGCUUCCUGCUGCAAAAGUUGCUUCUCCUAAUUUACCCACAAUAAUGCCUACCACAACAGGCAUAAUAGGCUGUCUUUCUUCUGCUCCACUGAUGCAGCCAGUACAUGUACCAGUGCCACUGGUCUGAUAGGCCAAAGCCUUGAAAUACGCUUGCAUGGAGUCAGAGCCACUGCAUAUUCUCAAAGUAAUCCACAUCCCCGACCGGAAGAAAAGUCCUUUCAUUCCGAAACUUUACCCAGAGCACCCCCCCCUCAAAAAGGCUCAAAGUUUUGUCACUUUGUGUGAAAGUCCCAAAUCACAACACUCGAAGCCUUUGUUAUGACUGCUUGGCGACCUUCAGAUGUUGAAAUGAUCGCCAAAUCAAAUCAACCAGGAUCGACACUGUCACCACUAACUGCAAGCUCCUUGACCCCAGUUUAACGAACUUAAAAGCUUCAGAAAGAAACAACUAACGACAGAAAUAAGGAAGUUAUUCAGUUAUUAAGUGUAUUCACAAAAUUAAGCUAUUUAUAAUGUUAACAAAGAUUUGGAGUCGUGAAUCGGACUUCUCAAUUUCUUCAGAGGUUCCCUGCUACUUCGGAACUUUCCUCAGCAAUAUCAAUUUAACAAGCUUUAUUUAAAAAGUCACAGUUUUCUUUAGGAAUGUCUAAACGAUGCCGGUCCUCAAGUACAACACUCUCAAACAUUCAAAAUUCAGUGUCUCUAGGUUUCAGUUCAAUCAGAUUCGUUCAGCAUCAUAAUUCACAAGACACAGGUGUAUACAAUUGUGACUUCAAAUGCUGACUUAAGCUUCGAAAUGAAUUUGAUAGGUCGUCCAGGUUUUGCUAGCUGUACAGAUCUACACGUACAUUAAACUUUUACGCCUGGCCCGAGUCGUUAAUUGUGCAAAUCUUCGGUUGGGUGCAAACUAUUGUUUUUUUUUCAUUCACAUGCAUAUCAAGUUCCACAAAGCGACAUAAAGUUGGCGCCAUCAGUGGAAAGUAGGGUGCACGCACACUCAUGCCCUGCUGAAAAGUCCAGCUGGAUUUAUAUUCAUCAAUUAGCCGUGCAGCUAUGGAAUCCCAUGAUCAAAUGCUAUCAGUAUUAUUACUGUAUACAGAGUUGUGGAAAUUUUACGCCACCCACACGCAAGUGUGGCGAGUGGCUAAUUAGGAAACCACAGUUCGCUUUCUCUUCGAAAGAAGACCACUUGACCACCUAGGAAUUUCAUGCUUUAAUCACCGAAGGAGAGGGCUUAAUUUGGAAAAUACACGCAUUCAGAAUAUCAUCUGGAAAGUCCUGAAAGGUAAUUUUUAAACAAUAAAUCUUCCCUUGUGUGAAGUGUAUGAAUUGUCAUCUUCAUAGUUAUUUCUCAAAAAAGUGUACUUUGAUAGCAGUGGGAGAGUUUUAACUGAGGGUAAACUGAAAGUCAAUUGGUUAAAUGUAGAUUUUUAAAACACAUAUACAUAUCGAAAUUCUACAUUAGAUAUAAGCCGUAUUGGUGUCCAUUCACUGCUGUCUACCGCUUGUCAUAA